Molecule: messenger RNA, 1856 nt
Organism: Alnus glutinosa
Lineage: Eukaryota; Viridiplantae; Streptophyta; Magnoliopsida; Fagales; Betulaceae
Product: LEC14B homolog
Exons: 10
Coding region: 192-1607 (471 amino acids)
Biological process (GO): proteasome-mediated ubiquitin-dependent protein catabolic process
Cellular component (GO): Cul4-RING E3 ubiquitin ligase complex
Molecular function (GO): protein binding
Source: RefSeq, a predicted model, not a curated record
GUUUUCCUUGUUUUUUCUAUGCGACACACGGGAAAGGGGGAAUUGGUUUUCUUUGAAUGAAUCUCUAGGGCUGUAAGUUCGAUGAAGAGGAUCAAAAUGGUCAUUACUGAGUUAUAUGAUGAGUAGUCAGUGAAAUGAAGGCCCAUACGGUUGGUAAGCAUUGGUAGUCAGUUAAUUUCGAAAUAAGUUAUAUGAUGAGUAGGUCUGGCAAAGAUACCAGUGGUUGUGAUGGUGAGAGUGCCACCCAUGGAUCUUCCGCAACUGGAGGACCCAGUAAACCAUCAAAUUACCUUGAUCAUGAAAUUGCCCAACUCACAGAGCUUAGCUCCAGGCCCCAAGGACUUUUAAGCCAGGGGGGACCUGGCAGAUUGAGGUUACCCGUUUCAACAGUCAAAAUGUUGGUUGGACGAGAAGGUAACCACUCAGGUCGGGGAAGAUUCUCAUCUGCGGAUGGCUGUCAUAUAUUAAGCCGGUAUUUGCCCGUCAAUGGAGCUGUUAGGGUUGACCGGAGGAAAAGCCGCGCUUAUGUUUCUCAAUUUUCAGCUGAUGGUUCUCUUUUUGUUGCUGCAUUUCAGGAAAGCCACAUUAGGAUAUAUAAUGUGGACAGGGGAUGGAAAGUUCAGAAGGACAUUCUAGCAAAAAGUUUGAGAUGGACCAUUACAGAUACAUCUCUGUCACCAGAUCAGCGUUACCUUGUCUACGCAAGUAUGUCACCCAUUGUACAUGUUGUUAAUGUUGGAUCUGCUGCAACAGAAUCAAUUGCAAACAUCACAGAAAUUCAUGAUGGCUUGGAUUUUUCUGUUGAUGUCUAUGAUCCUGAGUUUACGAUUUUCUCUGUAAAAUUUUCGAAUGAUGGGCGAGAGCUUGUAGCUGCAAGCAGCAAUAAUUCAAUAUAUGUUUAUGAUCUCGAGGCAAGGAAACUUAGCCUCCGAAUUCCAGCACACAUGUCUGAUGUUAACACAGUAUGCUUUGCGGAUGAAACUGGCCAUCUCUUAUAUUCUGGAAGUGAUGAUAAUCUCUGUAAGGUGUGGGACAAGCGCUGCUUUAUCACGAAAGGACAAGCAGCUGGAGUAUUGAUGGGACAUCUUGAAGGCAUAACAUUCAUUGACAGUCGUGGAGAUGGCCGUUAUCUUAUUUCAAAUGGGAAAGACCAGACCAUCAAACUCUGGGAUAUACGAAAAAUGUCCUCUAAUGCCAUGUACCCUAGGCUUAGAGAUGAUGAAUGGGAUUACAGAUGGAUGGAGUACCCACCUAGUGCAAGAACUUUGAAACAUCCUCAUGAUCAGUCAUUGGCAACAUAUAGAGGACAUUCAGUCUUACGCACUCUAAUUCGUUGUUAUUUCUCACCCGUGUAUAGCACUGGUCAGAAGUACAUCUACACUGGAUCUAGUGAUUCUUCUGUUUAUAUUUAUGAUCUGGUGAGUGGAGCUCAAGUUGCGAGACUCGACUAUCAUGAAGCACCUGUAAGAGAUUGUAGUUGGCACCCUUUAUACCCUACGAUCAUCAGCUCUUCUUGGGAUGGUGACAUUGCCAAAUGGGAGUUUCCAGGAAGCGGUAGACAGACUCGGUCAAAGCAUAGGAGAUGUCCAUGGAGAAAUUUCUAUUGAAAAUAGCUCAUAGUUUUACACGCACAAGUUACUUUUUAUAUUUUGGUUAGUAUGGAAGUUUCACUGCUGUAGAAAGAGUGCAGUCACUGCAAUAUAAUUACAGUUAUUUGUUGUAUAUGCUUUUAUUAUGGCUGUACAGAAGUCUUAAUAAAUGUGUAAAAUCUUUUUGUUGGGCAUGCCAGGGUAGCUUAGUCCAACACAAUGUAAUUGUAAGAAUUGGACAUAUUAUGAACUAGUUGCUUAUUCAAA